AUGGAUGUUUUAACCCGGCCUGCAGAAGAAUUUGGGAACGAUGAAACCUUGGAGCAUUUGUGGGCGGCCAAAGCCAUGGAACACAGCGAUAUAUAUUUUAAUGUUCUCUGCUCUGUAGACACAAGAUUGCUUCGUCUAACACCUCAUGAUGACUUAAUAUAUACUCAAUUCAGACAAGAUUUUCCUGACUUAGAUGUUAGAUGCAUAAAUGAAAGUGAAAUAAAGAAUAAUGUUAACAAAGCUAGAUGGAGGGUGUUCUGUGAAAAAUUCAAAAAUAUUGUUGAAGACUAUAGUUUCGGCACUUUAUUGAGAGCAGACACUAAUGGAGAUUAUUCAGAACAAAACACUAUCUUAGUGCCUCGAGUACAAUUUUAUGCUAUAGAGAUAGCAAGAAAUAGAGAAGGCUUGAACAAUGAAGUGAAGAAAAGAUUUAAAUGUGCAUCUAAAUUAAACAUGGAAGCACAAGAACAAAAAAUUGAAAUUGCAGCAUAA
Messenger RNA from Parnassius apollo (apollo), 492 nucleotides. NCBI's taxonomy places the organism in Eukaryota, Metazoa, Arthropoda, Insecta, Lepidoptera, Papilionidae. The record is from the annotation of a GenBank genome assembly.